CGCAGGCAGAGGCGGGACCUGGGGGGCUCAGCAGCUGAGAAUUCACUUUCAACGUGAGUUGAAGCUCCAGCUGGCCUUGUUGGUCUGUUGUUUUUUGUUUUCAGGAUGAAUCACAAGUGGGGAUUUGGAGGGGCGCUGAUGGUGUUUACCUGCUGGGCUGCUCAAGGGCAACUCGAUCCCAAAGCAACCCCAGUGCGGAAGAAAGGAAAGAUGAAUGUCCUCUUUAUCAUUGCUGAUGAUCUGCGCACCAGUCUGGGAUGUUACGGUGAUCCGAUAGUGAAAUCACCAAACAUCGAUCAACUUGCCUCCAAGAGUAUUGUUUUCAAAAAUGCAUUCGCCCAACAAGCGUUGUGUGGGCCCAGCAGGACAUCAUUUUUAACGAGUCGCAGACCUGAUACCACACGACUUUAUGAUCACAACUCCUACUGGAGAGUUCAAGCUGGGAAUUACACCACACUUCCUCAAUAUUUGAAGAUGCAUGGCUACUUAACCUUGUCAGUGGGAAAAGUCUUUCAUCCAGGGAUUGUGUCCAAUCACACAGAUGAUUAUCCAUACAGCUGGUCCAUUCCUCCAUUUCAUCCUUCCACACAGAAAUAUAAAAAUGCUAAGGUUUGCAAAGGUCCAGUUGGUGAAAAACGUGCAAAUUUAAUUUGCCCAGUGGAUGUGGAGGAAAUGCCAGAACAGACUCUGCCUGAUAUUCAGAGCACUGAGGAGGCAAUUCGGUUAUUGGAAAAGUUGAAAAGCACAGAAAACCCUUUCUUUUUGGCUGUUGGAUACCAUAAGCCGCACAUUCCACUGAAAUACCCCCAGGAAUUUUUGAAAUUGUAUCCACAUGAUAAGAUACCUUUGGCACCUGAUCCCAAAAUCCCACCGAAACUACCCCCAGUGGCAUAUAAUCCGUGGACUGAUCUGAGAAGAAGAGAUGACGUGAUGGCUCUCAAUUUAAGUUUUCCGUAUGGACCCAUUCCUGAUGAUUUUCAAGUGCUGAUACGCCAGAGUUACUUCGCUGCUGUCUCCUACAUGGAUAGUCAAGUGGGUCGACUGCUAAACACACUGGAUGAGCAGGAACUGGCCAAUAAUACAAUUGUUAUCUUUACCUCUGACCACGGUUGGUCGCUAGGGGAACAUGGGGAAUGGGCUAAGUACAGCAAUUUUGACGUAGCCACCAGAGUCCCUUUGAUGUUUUAUGUCCCAGGGAUGACUGAAGCUUUUCCACAUCCAGGUCAAAGGUUGUUUCCUUUUAUUAACUCCUUCACUGAUGAAGUGGGGAAUCUGCCUCCAGGGUUGAUGAGGGAUGUCAAUGUGGAAUUGGUGGACCUCUUCCCAACUCUCUGUCAAGUCCUCAAACUACCUCAGCCUCCAGCGUGUCCGCCACCUUCCUUUCAUGUGGAUCUGUGUACCGAGGGAAAGAGCAUAGCUCAUUAUUUAAACCCCAAUGCCGCAAGUUGGAACCGGCAAUUGUUUGUCUACACCCAAUACCCCCGGCCAGCGGACACACCACAGAUGAACUCUGAUCUCCCUUUGCUGAAGGACAUUCAGGUCAUGGGAUACUCUAUUCGUUGUGAUGGGUACAGGUACACAGAGUGGGUUGGUUAUAAUGCAUCCACGUUCAGUGCGAAUCUCAGUGCCAUUCAUGCUGGAGAGCUCUACCUUCAUAAAACAGACCCAGGAGAGGAUAACAACUUGUAUAACAACAUUGUAUUUACUGAAAUGGUGCAGAAACUUUCUGCCUUGCUUAGAAAAUGAGGAUUUCUGUGUUAUUUUCUCCAUACAUGAUUUUGUGUUACAUUUUUUACAGAGAAUGACCUGUGCACACCAAAGAACUACCAUGUCUGUAUUUUGCCUGCAAUCCUUUAUUUUAAUAAAGAAACAUUUUGAAUUUAA
Molecule: messenger RNA, 1884 nt
Organism: Rhincodon typus (whale shark)
Lineage: Eukaryota; Metazoa; Chordata; Chondrichthyes; Orectolobiformes; Rhincodontidae
Gene: ids
Product: iduronate 2-sulfatase
Exons: 9
Coding region: 106-1746 (546 amino acids)
Molecular function (GO): iduronate-2-sulfatase activity
Source: RefSeq, a predicted model, not a curated record